This is a messenger RNA of Epithele typhae, 1770 nucleotides long. RefSeq names its product P-loop containing nucleoside triphosphate hydrolase protein. The record is from RefSeq and is a predicted model, not a curated record. NCBI's taxonomy places the organism in Eukaryota, Fungi, Basidiomycota, Agaricomycetes, Polyporales, Epitheliaceae. Gene Ontology annotation, biological process: mitochondrial respiratory chain complex III assembly; protein insertion into mitochondrial inner membrane from matrix. Gene Ontology annotation, molecular function: ATP hydrolysis activity; ATP binding. The coding region runs from base 1 to 1770 and encodes 589 amino acids. The transcript is spliced from 8 exons. Gene Ontology annotation, cellular component: mitochondrial inner membrane.
AUGGACACCUCAGAUAUAAUCCAGACUGUCCUCGCAGCGCUCCAGUCGAGAUCUGAUCGCCCCGGAGGCCAGUCCGAUCCAACCGCAGAAGCCAACAACACGAGGCAAACGCCGACCCAGAUGAAGGCGCCCGGCAGCCUCCCAGAGGCGAUUCUGGUGCUGCUGUCCACGGCGGCCAUUCGAGAUUGGUUGAUCCUCCUGGUGAUCGGCGCAUUCUUUGAGACCAUCCGCCGCUCGCUCAAGGAUCUCUGGACAAAGGCUGUCGAGCGCAUGUGGGUAACAGCCGUCUUUGCAUUUGACGAUGAUGCCUCAGACUGGAUCAUGCAUUGGCUAUCUCAGCGGAAAGUGUUCCAACACGCACGGAACGUCGAAAAUAUGACCAAGCUCGGACGACUUGGGAGAAAAGAGGACGGCGAAGAGCCCAUCGCUUUCGUUCCCGCCCGCGACAUGACUUACUCGUUCUGGUACAAGAGGCAUUUCGUCCGCGUCAGCCGCUCCCAAGAAGAAGCCUCGAGCUAUUACAAGAGGCCAAAGGAUAUGCUUGAGCUCCGCGUCCUGUCCUGGCGUUCCGAUAUCCUCCGGGACAUCCUUCUCGAGGCAAGACGAGGGUACAAAAAAGCGAAUGAAUGCGCGAUGCAUGUCUACGUCUCUGACGGACACGACGAGUGGAAGCACGUCGCCACACAAGAUAAGCGUCCGUUGGUCUCGGUCAUUCUAGACCCAGGUGUUAUGGAACUCGUCCUCCACGAUGCACGCGACUUUCUGGCGAGCAAACAGUGGCAUCCCCACCGUCGCGGUUACCUCCUUUACGGAGCGCCCGGAGCCGGCAAGACGUCGCUCAUCCACUGUAUCGCCGGAGAGCUCGGCCUGCAUGUUUACAUCCUUUCACUCACCGUGGCGGGACUGGACGACAACAGCCUCAAAGCGCUCACUUCGCACCUUCCACGAUCAUGUGUGGUCCUCAUCGAGGACAUCGACGCUGCGUUUACGCGCACCAUGAAGCGCGACAUUGCUGACCCCGAAGCCGCUCCGCGCGACGGGCCCACCGACGCCCCGGCCUCGAGGUCUUCCGGAAAGGAAGAGGACGUAAACCGAGUGACCCUCAGCGGCCUGCUCAACGCGCUCGACGGCAUCGCCGCGCAGGAGGGCCGCAUCCUGUUCGCGACGACGAACGACAUCUCGGCGCUCGACCCGGCGCUCCUCCGCCCUGGCCGGCUCGACCUCCACGUCGAGUUCAAGCUCGCGAGCGCGUACCAGGCCGAGGAGCUCUUCAAGCGCUUCUACGCCACGCCCGUCCCGUCCCCCUCCUCCGCACCGCGCGAACGCAUCGCGGACGAGGCACAGAGCCCGAGCGCCGCACGCCCUGACACCACACCGCCGCCCGCGCCCACCGCCACCGCCCCGCCCGCGCCCACCUCCGCGUCUCAGUCGCCCGAGGACGAGAAGGCCGCACCCCACGGGUCCGCGUCCGGUGACCCGCUCGCCCCCGAGGAGGUCGCAGCGCUCGCGGCCGCGUUCGCGGCGGCGGUGCCCCCGCGCGCGUUCUCGAUGGCGACGCUGCAGGGCUUCCUGAUGGCGUACAAGGAGCGCCCGCGCGCGGCGGUCGCGGACGUGCCGGCGUGGGUCGCGCGGCGGCGCGGGGCGCGGGUGGCGCGCGAGUCAGACCAGGAGAAUGUCCGAGGCGUCGUGCCUUCCCCUCGGCUCGCUUCGAUGUCGGAUGUGGGCCUCGGAGACGCUGCGACCGCCUCGUGCGACGGAGAGAUGAAGUAG